AUGCGGUACGCGCUUCGCGCUCUACGGGGAACAGCGACCUCRCCAUCCGCUGUCUACAGCCCGUGUGCAAAGCUGCAGGUCCGUCACAUAGCGGCAACAUGGCCGCGACAGAGAUCCAACGAUGACCAAGUCCGUCCCAUCCAACUGCAAGGCUACUAUGCCGACGCCCUAGAUGCUCCGCUUCGAUCCCUCCGGCAAAAUGACAAGCCUCCCGCGGAUCCAUCUCCAGAGGAUUCCAUUCCCUUGACGGAGAAGGAAAAGACACUGGCCAAAGCGCGUGUGGUCUUUGGAGACCGCAACACAGCCGCUGAAGAGCGGAGGCAGCAGAUGGAGAGCAAGAGCCAACUGAUUGCCGGGAUCUUGGUGCCACCCAAACCCGAAGAGCCGGACAACUGCUGCAUGUCCGGUUGCGUGAACUGCGUUUGGGAACUUUUCCGCGAGGACUUGGAGGAAUACGCUGCGAAGAGCAAGGAAGCGAAGCAGAAGAUGAUCGAAUUACGGAACAAGGGUCAAGCUACGGGUAUGAUGGCACAAGAAGCUGGUAUGCCGGCCCAUGCAGCAAUCAGCAUGGAUGAUGAUGGUGGCGGGAGCGAGACAAAUUGGACUUCUGCGCUACCUGUUCAGACAGCUCCCUCUGCCGAUGCCGACGUUGAUCUGGACCCACUGGCAGGCAUUCCUAUCGGCAUUAGAGAAUUCAUGAAAACUGAGAAGAGACUCAAACAGAAACACAGAGACGCUGGUGAAUACAUAGAGACUGCCCUCGACAAGGACCUACGAGCCAGUGUUUGGGGGAGUGGAACUUGA
Molecule: messenger RNA, 804 nt
Organism: Ramularia collo-cygni
Lineage: Eukaryota; Fungi; Ascomycota; Dothideomycetes; Mycosphaerellales; Mycosphaerellaceae
Exons: 1
Coding region: 1-804 (267 amino acids)
Cellular component (GO): mitochondrion
Source: RefSeq, a predicted model, not a curated record